Messenger RNA from Eremomyces bilateralis CBS 781.70, 1153 nucleotides. RefSeq lists its product as uncharacterized. The coding region runs from base 210 to 1064 and encodes 284 amino acids. NCBI's taxonomy places the organism in Eukaryota, Fungi, Ascomycota, Dothideomycetes, Eremomycetales, Eremomycetaceae. The transcript has 3 exons. The record is from RefSeq and is a predicted model, not a curated record.
CAAUGACUCCCGUAUGACAUUAAUAUUAUUCUUGCUGCCCUCGCUAUAUAGGCUUUCCCUCCCUUUCCCACUUCUUUUCUGUCAGCAGCUGAGUCUCAAGCGGUCACGAGCAAGCGAGUUUCUUUGCAUUAUCCAUUCCAUCUUCAACUAAUCUUCACGCUUCUAUCUGUCACUCGCUUAGCUAUUGUUCUCGACGUCCAUCAUUCAUCAUGAAGACCGUCGUAGCCGUUGCCGUCUUGGCAUCUAUCGUCUAUGCCCAGGCUCCGGAGGUUCCGGAUUGCGCUGCAAGUUGUAUCGGAACAGCCCUCUCGGCCAAUAGUGCCUGUGCGGAAGAUUUCGCAUGCCAUUGCAGGUCGCAGGACGCUAUACUCGAAUCCCUCGAACCGUGUAUCCAGCUUGAGUGCUCUGUUCCCGAGCAAUCGCUUGUCCAGACGGCCCUGGAAGACUUAUGUUCGAGCCUCGGCGUCCCUCUCACCGUCGGUUCGACCGGCUCGACCGGUUCUACUGACGCCUCACACGAGGGAAUGGAUCACGGCGAACUGGGGGGCGCCACGGGGUCCGUGACUUUUGAUCCCGCCAGCGGCCCGGCUGCCGCUGCACCCCCCGCCGCUGCCAACCCGGCUCCCGCAUCCGCAGCGCCCGCAGCCGCAGCGCCUUCCUCCCCGGCGCCUGCAUCCCCAGAGCCCGAGCACGCCGGACAUGGCGGAGCCCCCAAGCCGAAUCCCGAACCCGAACACCCGGCCGGCCAUGGUGAAGCUCCCAAGCCGAAUCCCGAGCACCCGGCCGGGCAUGAGGGACCUCCCAAGCCGAAUCCCGAACACCCGGCUGGACACGGUGGACCUCCCAAGCCAACCCCAUCGGGCUCGAAGCCCCCAACCAGCUCGUCCGCGGCCCCGUCGUCGCCGUCCUCGGGCGUAGGCGGCAAUAAGACCAGCAAACCGACCGCGAGUCCUCCGGUGCCGACUGGCCAGAAGCCGCCGGCGUUCACCGGUGAGGCGGUGAAGAAUGCCGUGGGGGGGGUUGCGGCGUUUGCCGCUGCCGUGUUGGCGUUUGCCGCGUUGUAAAGAGUCCAUCGAGGAACGCUUUCGAUCUUGUUGAUAAAGUCAGAUCAAGUAAAAUCUAGUAGUUGUCUAAAUACCCAGUCUAGAGUGUU